Myzus persicae (green peach aphid) is the source of this 3927-nucleotide messenger RNA. It is a transcript of the gene Impbeta11, whose product is annotated as importin-11. Gene Ontology annotation, biological process: protein import into nucleus. Gene Ontology annotation, molecular function: small GTPase binding. The transcript has 20 exons. Bases 401 to 3328 code for a protein of 975 amino acids. NCBI's taxonomy places the organism in Eukaryota, Metazoa, Arthropoda, Insecta, Hemiptera, Aphididae. The record is from RefSeq and is a predicted model, not a curated record. Gene Ontology annotation, cellular component: cytosol; nuclear envelope.
CAUACGACCCACCACUACUAUAGUCGCCACUCAUCAAAACUCUAUAUGGUCUGUACUCACUAAUCAGUAGUCACUGCCAUCGACAACAACACGAAUAUACACCGCGAACGUAGAACGCAUCAUAAUAAUAUUAUAUACUUAUAUACUACUAUUGCACUGCUACUAUUAAUAAUAAAUUAUUUUAUCGAUCAUCGUCCGUGUAAUCAUUGCUGCGGCUUGCGACGUUAUUUAGUAUUUACAUUUUACACACAACAGUCGUUUCGAAAACGUGUGCGCUCGCGUUCUGUUUGUGUGUGCGAAAGAGUGCGAUGACGAUCUGUUCACGGAUUUCCCGUUGAUCACGCCUUGAAGGAUAGUUACCGACCAUCCAGAUUAAUUGUUAACUGUUUACAUAAUCAAAAUGGAAAUCGAACAGUUAGUUUACGAAACACUCCUGCAGGCGAGUAGUCAACAUCCUGAUAUGUUAAAACCUGCUGAACAAAAACUUAAAGAAUGGGAAGUGGAACCAGGAUUUUAUUCAGUGUUAUUUAGAAUAUUUUCAAAUCAAUCAUUGGAUUUAAAUGUCCGUUGGAUGUCAAUUCUAUGUUUUAAACAAGGUGUAGAAAAAUAUUGGAGGAAAAACAUUCAACAUGGCAUUUCCGAAGAAGAAAAAAUUACUCUGAGAAAAAUGUUAUUAACAAAUUUAUCAGAACCUGUUCCUCGACUUGCAACCCAAGUUAGUGUGAUUAUUGGUAGAGUUGCAAGGUUAGAUUGGCCAUAUGAUUGGGGAGAUUUGAUGCCAGAACUUAUAGAACGUAUUAAAUACGAUCCACAAAACCGUGCACUAUUAUCUAUGCAUCAUGUGGUUAAAUCACUAGCAGGCAAACGAUUAUAUGAUAGUAUAAAACUCUUCCAAGAUGCUUCCAGCCAACUAUUCCCAAAUUUUUAUAGUCAUUGGGAACAAAGAACAGAUGCUUUUAUUAAAGAGAUUGAGCAUGGAAAUGUAUCACCACCAGUAGCUAAACUCUUGGAAGAUGCAUUUUAUACUCAAAAAAUACUGUCCAAUUUUGUAUUGUAUGGUUUUAAAUCUCCUUAUCCUAGUGAAGUCAAACGAUUUAUUUUAGCUAUUUUCAAUAAAGUUCGUCCUAUUAUUGCUUGUCGUGCUUUCUAUCCUGAUUUAGUUGAAAAAUUUGUAUGCCGUAUGUUUAAAAUGCUAAUGGCAAUAUUAGAAGAUCAUCCAGCGGAGUAUCUGGAUUUCAUUCAACCAACUGUUGAACUGGCUUAUUUUUAUGGUUUUACUGCUGAUGGAAACGCUGUUGUCUUUGAGAGAUUCUUAAUACAGCUUUUUAACUUAACAAAAUUAAUAUUAAUUUGUCCUCAGUAUAAAUUACCACGUACUAAUGGCCCUAUUUGUCAAAUGGAUGAUAAUGCUAAACGUGUAUCAGCUUCAGCAGUUCAACAUAAAGCUUCUGUAUUCAAAUCUGACAGAUUAAUGGUAAUGUGUCAACAAUUAAUAUAUAAGUAUUUUCUUCUAACACCAGCUGAAUUAGAAAUAUGGGAUAGUGAUCCUGAAAUGUUUGCUACUGAUGAAGUAGGAGAAUAUUGGAAGUAUAAUUUAAAAGCGUGUACAGAAUCAUUAUUUAUGUCGUUAUUCCAUGAGUUCAGAGAACUGUUGACACCUAGACUGGCGGCAACCAUUGAGUCAAAUAGGGAGUUUGUUGACCCUAAUAAUUUAGAAGCAGUAUUAAAAAAAGAUGCCAUUUAUAAUGCAUUUGGACUUACUGCAUUUGAGAUGUUUGAUAUUAUCAAUUUCGAUGAUUGGUUUAAUACCACAUUACGCCAAGAGUUAAUGGAAUCUCAUGGUCAUUCACGUGUAUUGAAGAGACGUGUGGCAUGGUUGAUUGGUCAAUGGCUUACAGUUAGAUUGAACCCAGAAUACAGACCUGAACUAUACAAUAUUCUUAUUGGACUUUUAAAUCCUGAACAAGAUAUGGCCGUUCGUUUAGCUGCAACGUCCACUUUGCGUUGUGCAAUUGAUGACUUUGAUUUUAGUUCUGAGCAUUUUAUUGAAUACUUGGAACCAAUGGCAUUCUCGUUGUAUAAACUUUUAGUUAGUGUCCGAGAGUGUGACACAAAGUUAAAUGUGCUACAUGUCAUGUCGUUUAUGGUGGAGCGAUUAGGUCCUAUGGUAGAACCUUAUUUUGAUUCUUUACUUCAGUACUUGCCAAAAUUAUGGACUGAUUCAGAUGACCAUCAUAUGCUACGCUGUGCAAUUAUUUCCACAUUGACACAAAUUGUACGAGCCAUUCGAACAAAAAGUGCUGAACUGACACCAUUCCUAGUUCCUAUUAUAAGAUAUAGUGUAGACAUUAAAGAAAAAGCAUACAUUUAUUUACAAGAAGAUGGUCUUGAACUGUUAUUAUCUUACAUUGAAUCGUGUACAACAUAUAAUGAUGACAUGCUAAGUUUAAUCAAUUAUCUUCUUCCAUUACUAGAUUACUCUACGGAACAUCUAAAAACUGGCCUAAUGAUACUUGAAGCAUAUGUUCUAAUUGCUCCAGAUAAGGUCAUAUCGGAAUAUGGUACUCAAUUAUUUAACUUAACUACAUCUUUAAUGAAUGAUUUAAAAGAUGAAGGAAUUGUUUGUAUAUUAUCAUUGUAUGAAACAAUUAUAAAAGUAAAUUUACCACAAACUAUUGAGUUAAUGAUGGUUGUUUUAGGACAAAACUUAAAGUGUUUAUGUUCCGGUGAAAUAGGUUUGGCCGUAAACAGUUGCCGGUUAUCUAUAAUUUCUAGAGUUAUAUUAAAUGAUUCAAGUAUUUUUAUUAAAGUUGUAGAACAUUUAUGUAUGACCGAAAAUGGAAAUUUAAUGAAUUUUGAUAAUGUACUUAAUAGAAUAAUUGAAGUUUGGUUAGAACGAAUGAAUCAAAUUGUACAAAACGAUAAAAGAAAAUUAUUAGGUCUCGCUUUAGCAUCACUUUUAACUUGUCAAAAAAAACCAAUUUUAGAAUUAUUUAAAGAAAUCAUAACUGUGUGUGUAGAAACUUUAAAUGACAUAAUGAGGAAGACUGACGAUGGAAUUUAUGCAGAUUCCAUGCUAAUGACUGACGAUUGCUCCAAUGUAAGCUCACGAGCAAAUUCCGAGUGCGAAUAUCAGUAUGAAACAGAACACAAUGAACGUCAAAGAUGCCUGUCGCUCAAAGAUCCUGUUCACUGCAUACCAUUCCAUAAAUAUCUACAAUCUCAAUUGUUGGCUUUGCAAAAUCAAAUUGGAGAACAGCAAUUCCAAGGUGUUCUGAUAUCUAAGGUAGACAGUGAUAUACUUGAACAACUCUACUUGUACAUGUAAUGUGUAGAAGAUAAAUGCUCCAUUCUGCUUAAAAAUUGCCUUUUUUAUAUAAUAAUUAUGUUAUAUAAUACAAUCUCUAACAUAACUGUGGGGUGGAAAGUGUAGUUUCAUGUAACAUAACCCAGUUUUGAAAUAUUUGAAAGAUACGUUAUUGUUGAAUUCUGUUUUUCCACGAAUAUUAUAUUUUUUAAAGAUUUUUUACUCACAGCUAAUGUGUUGGAUCAGUGGUAUAUCAUGUUACAUAGUUACUAUAUAAAUAUUUCAGUAUCUGAUUACUUGAUUAAGCAUAUCACAUACGCCACUACAAUUUUACAUUUUUAGUAGUUUGCCAUUGACCCAAUGAGAAUAAUAUACAAUACUAGUCAUUAAUGAAUAGUAUGAAAGUUGAUUAAUUAUAAUUAUUAUACUAUUGAUGGUUACAACAACUGUACACUUUUAAAGUCUGCUACUGUUUGCACAUAUCUUUUUGUUUUGCAAUAUUUGUUCACUGAAAUGGUUUCAUCGAUAACGUGUAGUUGAACCAGUACAAAUAUCACCUUAGUAAAUAUUACAUUUGCUUAGUUUCUAAUAUUAUUAUUACUGUUAUUAUAUCGGUUACC